UUGUUCAUCUCUAAAGACAACUUGCACUUUUACGCCAUUUCUUUUAAUUUUGCAUUUGUUUUCCGUAAGUCAAAAUUCGCAGUCAUGUUGCUAAGUUGGAAAAUUUGUAGACGCUGUCAACAACUGGGCAAUCUUUGCCGCUUACGUUUACAUUCACGUACGGUCAGCAAUUUAACUGACAAACAGACAACACGACUUCUUCCUCGCCCUCCUUCCGCAAUAACAGCAACAAAUCAGAGUCACAGUGUAUUAAGAACAACAGCGGCAUUUUCAGCCGUUAAUUACAGCACAAGUACAACUUUAUCAAAACCAAGUCUGAAGAUGGCCGCCAGCAAAACAUCCCAUUUUGUGCUGCCUAACACUCAGCCAAUUGCCGAUUUGGAGUGCAAAGGCGCCUUUCAAAAUCUCACGGAUAAGGAGAAAUUGUAUGCGCAUUACUUCAGCAAAGCAUCCUGGGAUGGUGGUCUGAUUGCGCUUAUUCAAUCGAGUCCGGAAGCACCGCUAAUCUUCUCGCUGUUGCAUCGCAUUUUUGUGGCCGAAAAACCUGCCGAACUGAAAGUUAAGGCUUUAAAGGCUGGCGCCUCUGAAGAUGAUUUCACUGCAUUCCUUGUCUACACUUGCGGCGUAUUCGCCAAUGCAGGCAACUACAAAGGCAUGGGCGAUAGCAAAAUUGUGCCCAAUCUAACCGAGGACAAGUUCGAGGCUAUCGUACACUCCACGGCCGCUUAUAAAGAUGAUGUGCGUGUGGCCAAAAUCUAUGAAAAGAUUAAGGGAUUGGUUUAUGCGCUGGAAUCGCGUAACGAGAUUCUGGGCUUUGCACCAAAUGGCGUUACCACUUAUUGGUCGGAUAACUGCACCAAGGAGGACUCGGAAAUUGUCAACACUUGGCUAACAUCCAAGCGCAUUGAACCCUACAUGUGUCGCACCUUUAAAACUGUUGAGAAUGGCAAAGCUCUGUAUGAUAUUAAACUGGGAUCGGUUGCCGACUCCAGUAAGGAGGGUAUUACAGUGCCUGUGGAGGAGUUUAAUGGCCAUAAUUUCCGUGUUACACGUGGGGAUUAUCAGCCGCUGUUGCAGCGUGUUAAUGCCAAUUUGCUGGAGGCCAAGAAAUAUGCGGCCAAUGAGAAUGAGGAGAAAAUGAUUGAGCAUUAUGUCCAGGCGUUUGAGGAGGGUUCUCUGGCUGAGCAUAAGAAUGGCUCGAGAUGGUGGAUCAAGGACAAGGGACCCGUUAUUGAGACCUACAUUGGUUUCAUUGAGACCUAUCGUGAUCCCGCUGGCGGUCGUGCUGAAUUCGAGGGCUUUGUAGCCAUGGUGAACAAAGAGAGCUCAGCGAAAUUCGCUGAAUUGGUUACUCGUGCCGAGAAACUUGUCGAGUAUUUGCCAUGGACGCAACCCUAUGAGAAAGAUUCGUAUUUGAAGCCAGACUUCACAUCCCUGGAUGUGUUGACUUUUGCGGGCAGCGGCGUUCCAGCAGGCAUUAACAUUCCCAACUACGAUGAAAUUCGUGAGGAUGAGGGAUUCAAGAAUGUAUCGUUGGGCAACGUGCUGGCCAACAUUAAUCGCAAGGAUCCCAUACCCUUCCUCUCGGACGAGGAUCAAACACUCAUGAAAGAGUACAAAGUGAAGGCAUUUGAGGUGCAGGUUGGAAUCCACGAGCUGCUUGGCCAUGGCAGUGGCAAACUGUUUCGCGUGGAUGAGAAUGGCGCCUACAAUUUCGAUGUGAAGGAAGUGAAGAACCUCGUCACUGGGGAACCCAUCACCAAAUGGUAUUUGCCUGGCGAAACUUAUGAUACAAAAUUCGGUGCCAUCAGCUCGUCGUAUGAGGAAUGUCGUGCUGAGGCAGUUGGUCUCUAUUUGUCGCUGGAACGUGACAUUCUGGAGAUCUUUGGCUUCAAGGAUGCCGCUGAACAGGAUGAUAUUAUUUACAUUAAUUGGCUGAGUCUCAUUUGGAAUGGCAUGGGCGUUGCCUUGGAAAUGUUCAAUCCCAAAUCAAAGCAAUGGAUGCAGGCGCAUUCACGUGCUCGUUUCGUUAUCAUGAAAAUGCUGCUCGAGGCGGGUGAAGAUUUUGUAACCGUCAAGGAGACGGAAGAUGGCAAGAAUCUGCUCCUCACAUUGGAUCGCAGCAAGAUCCAUACGGUGGGCAAGAAAGCGCUGGGCGAUUUCUUGACCAAGCUGCAAGUAUACAAAUCCACAGCUGACAUUGAAGCCGCCUCCAAGAUGUACGAUCAUUACUCGGAGGUGAAUGAGAGUGGAUCGCAUCCAUGGGCCAAGUGGCGUGACAUUUGCUUGGCGCACAAGAAGCCACGCAUCAUUCUGGUGCAGGCCAACACCUCGGCCAAUGAUGGCAAGGUGGAUUUAAAGACUUACGAUGCCACACACGAGGGCUACAUUCAAUCGUGGAUUGAUCGUUAUCCAUCGACCGAUAUUGAUAAUGUGCUGGAGGAGAUUGUUGAGAAGGACAAAAAGUAUUUCCCGAUUGCCUACAAAAACUAGAAACUGCUCAAAGAGUUUUCAUUCGCAUGUAUAUUCUAAAAGAAAUAUAUAAAUGUUCAAGA
Drosophila albomicans is the source of this 2555-nucleotide messenger RNA. It is a transcript of the gene DppIII, whose product is annotated as dipeptidyl peptidase 3. NCBI's taxonomy places the organism in Eukaryota, Metazoa, Arthropoda, Insecta, Diptera, Drosophilidae. Gene Ontology annotation, biological process: proteolysis. The transcript is spliced from 5 exons. The record is from RefSeq and is a predicted model, not a curated record. Bases 85 to 2493 code for a protein of 802 amino acids. Gene Ontology annotation, cellular component: cytoplasm. Gene Ontology annotation, molecular function: dipeptidyl-peptidase activity; metalloexopeptidase activity.